Messenger RNA from Megalops cyprinoides (Indo-Pacific tarpon), 696 nucleotides. RefSeq lists its product as uncharacterized. Lineage: Eukaryota; Metazoa; Chordata; Actinopteri; Elopiformes; Megalopidae. The transcript is spliced from 4 exons. Bases 1 to 696 code for a protein of 231 amino acids. Gene Ontology annotation, cellular component: cytosol. The record is from RefSeq and is a predicted model, not a curated record.
AUGCAAUCGUUCGUCAUCUUCAGCCUUUGUAUCUGGUUUGUUUCUGCAUCUGCUCCUCAGAACGUGUGUUAUUUGAAGGGUAAUCAACAAGCAUGCGACCUUUACGAAGAUCUCUGGCAAAAGAAUCUGGAUAUUGCUGGUGACGUGCUAAACUCCAAGUUCGUUCAAACCAUGCAGUCUGGAAGCCUUCCUGCACACUAUUACAUAACCUUCACUUUGCAGGAUAUUUACUAUUUGGAGGAGGUCACAAAGAUGCUGAAGACUCUGAGCGUUAAGGUGAAAAAACCUGAAGAUUUAAAAACAUUCUUUCAAGAUCGGUAUAAAAGUUACGCUGAUUACACUGCUCAUGUUCUGGGUAUCUGCUCACUCACGGACAAAUCGAUUAUCAAACCCCAGGCAGCGAUUAAGAACUACACUGAUGCUUACCGCAAUGUGAUGAACAAACAGGAUCCCAUUUAUUUUGCUAUUGCCAUGCUGCCAUGUUCUCGACUUUGGACUCAUUUGGCUGAGAAACUUCAGAUGGAUAAGAACAACGCUUACUAUGAAUUCAAGGCAGACAACACGGGGCAUCCAGAGAAACACUUCAAACCUCUUCUGGACAAAUACCAAAGUACUAUCAAUGUAACCCUUGCUCAUGCUAUUUUCCGUAGCCAAAUGAAACAUGAGAGGGCUUUCUUCCAGUCCGCGGUGCUAUAA